GGCAGGUCCAGUGUGAGCAGCGUUUCCGGAGCCCCGGGACCGUCCCAGCCCUGGGGCAGUUGGAGUGGCUGUGACAUCCCCUGGGCAUCGGUCCCCACGCCCCAUCCUGGCUCUGCCAACCGGGCUUAGGAAGGGAAACUGAGGCACAGAGGUGGCCGGGGCGCUGCUGGUGUAGAGCAGGGAGAAACAGGGUCCUGUGGCGGACACCCCUAUUGGCAGCAACAAGGGGCCUCAUCCUGCCCUCCCUGCCAGCUCCAGGCAGCGUUUGGGAUGCUCCAGGCCCCCAUCCCCCCUGCGGGGCGCGAUGGGGACGCCGGGCGCGGGGAUGGCACAUCCCCACGGCGUGGGUACCCGGCAGCAGGGCAGAGGCUGUGUCCUCGCCCUCGCCGAGGGGUGACAAGAGGAUCCUGGGGACCAUCCCCAUCCUGCCUCGCUGCGGCGGCGCAGGGCCUCCCUGGGUUUCCAUGGAAACCGGCUGCUUUUUUGCACUCCCCAUUUUUCCUGCAUUUUCCCAUCUCGGGGAGCCGCGGCCGUGCCGGAGGGGCUGCGGGCAGAGAUAAGCUCUUUGGGAAGCGGCUGCUCCAGGCUGGGCGCUACAUCAUGUCCCACAAAGCCUGGAUGAAGACUGUGCCCACGGAGAACUGCGAUGUGCUCAUGACCUUCCCAGACACCACCGACGAUCACACGCUGCUCUGGCUCCUCAACCACAUCCGCCUCGGCAUCCCCGAGCUCAUCGUCCAGGUCCGCCACCACAAGCACACCCGCGUCUACGCCUUCUUCGUCACUGCCACCUACGAGAGUUUGCUGCGUGGGGCCGAUGAGAUCGGGCUGCGAAAGCCGGUGAAAGCCGAAUUCGGUGGAGGCAUGCGGAGCUUCUCCUGCGAGGAGGAUUACAUCUACGAGAACAUCGAGAAUGAGCUUUACUUCUUCACCUCUCAGGAACGGCAAAACAUCAUCAGGUACUGGCUGGAGAACCUGCGCGCCAAGCAGGGGGAGUCGCUGCACAACAUCCAUUUCCUCGAGGGGCAGCCCAUCAUCCCGGAGCUGGCGGCCCGCGGUGUCAUCCAACAGGUCUUCCCGCUGCACGAACAGAGGAUCCUCAAGCGGCUGAUGAAGUCCUGGGUGCAGGCGGUCUGCGAGGUCCAGCCGCUCGAUGAGAUCUGCGACUACUUCGGGGUGAAAAUCGCCAUGUACUUCGCCUGGCUGGGCUUCUACACCUCGGCCAUGGUCUACCCCGCUGUCUUCGGCUCCAUCCUCUACACCAUCACCGAGAGUGACCAGACCAGCCAGGACAUCUGCUGCGUGGUCUUCGCCAUCUUCAAUGUCGUCUGGUCCACCCUCUUCCUCGAGGAGUGGAAGCGCCGCGGGGCUGAGUUCGCCUACAAGUGGGGGACAUUGGACACCCCAGCUGAAUCCAUCGAGGAGCCGCGGCCCCAGUUCAGGGGCAUUAAGAGAAUCAGCCCCGUGACCAGCGCGGAGGAGUUUUAUUACCCGCCGUGGAAGCGCCUGCUCUUCCAGUGCCUGGUCAGCCUCCCCAUCUGCCUCACCUGCCUCUCCAUCGUCUUCCUCCUCAUGCUGGGCUGCUUCCACCUCCAGGAGUUUGUGCUGAGCAUCAAGGAGCUGCCCCGCAUCCUCCGUUUCCUCCCCAAAAUCGUCCUGGCCGUCAUCAUCAGCGCCUGCGACGAGGUUUACAAGAAGGUCGCCUACUGGCUGAACGACAUGGAGAACUACCGCCUGCAGAGUGCCUACGAGAAACACCUCAUCAUCAAAAUGGUCCUGUUUCAGUUUGUAAAUUCAUACCUGAGUCUUUUCUACAUCGGUUUCUACCUCAACGACAUGGAGCGGCUGAAGGAGCUCCUGCUCAUCUUCUCUCUCUCCCAAAGCCUCGUGCGUCAGCUCAAAGAGGCUCUCCUUCCCUUCAUCCUCCUCCACCUCCACCUCUCCCUCAUCUUCAUUAAGACCCUCCUGGGCUUUUGCUGGAAACUGGGAGUAUCCAAAAUGUUGGCCACGCUGCUCAUCACCCGCCAGUUCCUGCAGAACGUCAGGGAGGUGUCACAGCCCCACCUUUAUCGCCGCCUGCGCCGGGGAGACCUCAACCUCCACAACCUCCGCCAGCUCGCCCACACCAUCCUCCGCCUGCUCGCCCCUCGCCGCCAGCCCCCAGCCCCCUCCGAGGGGUCGCGGGGGGAGAAGAAGUGUCUGAACGGGGGCUGCGGGGUGCCGGAGGAAGAGGAGGAGGAGGAGGAGCGGCGCGAGUCGGACUCGGAGGAGGAGAGCGCCUUGGAUUGCGGGUUGAAGCUGAAGAAGGUGAGCUUCAUCGAGAAGGCGGAGCGGCGCGGCGGGGAGCCCAGCGGCCCCGAGGAGGAGAGCUUCCUCGAGGAAGGCAGCCCCACCAUGGUGGAGAAGGGCAUGGACCCCGCGUCCGUCUUCGAGCUGUGUGAGGAUGAGGAGGAGGCUGAAGGUCCUCCUGGCAGCCCCAUCAAGGCCGCAGAGCCGGCGGUGGUCCUGCGGGCUGGCAGGAGGAGACGGGAGGCUGAGAGCCGGGAGGAUGAGGAGGGUGAGGAGGAAGGACGGAAGCGCAACCGGGCAUCGUGGAUCGACCCACCGGAGGAGGACUACUCCACGCAGCUGACGCAGGCGGAGGUGGAGAGCUGCAUGAAGAAGUACGAGGACACCUUCCAGGACUACCAGGAGAUGUUCAUCCAGUUUGGCUACGUGGUGCUCUUCUCCUCCGCCUUCCCCCUCGCUGCCAUGUGCGCCCUGGUGAACAACAUCAUCGAGAUCCGGAGCGACGCCUUCAAGCUGUGCACAGGGCUCCAGCGUCCCUUCGGCCAGCGUGUCGAGAGCAUCGGGCAGUGGCAGAAGGUGAUGGAGGCCAUGGGCGUCCUGGCCAUCGUGGUCAACUGCUACCUGAUAGCUCAGUGCGGGCAGCUCCAGCGCCUCUUCCCCUGGCUCAGCCCCGAGGGAGCCAUCAUCUCCGUGGUGGUCCUGGAGCACUUUGCCCUGCUCCUGAAGUACGUCAUCCAAGUGGCCAUUCCCGACAUCCCUGCCUGGGUGGCUGAGGAGAUGGCCAAGCUGGAGUACCAGCGCCGUGAGGCCUUCAAGAAGCACGAGCGGCAGGCGCAGCACCACUUCCAGCAGCAGCAGCGGCGCAAGCGGGAGGAGGAGGAGCGCCAGCGGCACGCCGAGUACCAGGCCCGCAAGGAGCGCGAGUCCAGCCGCGACGAGGCCAAGGCCGAGGCCGCCGGGCAGGACCCGGCCCAGGAGAAGAGCCAGAGCAAAGGGAAGGGCUCCGGAGGUUCCUCGCACGGCUCUGACAAACCCAAGCGACCCAGCUCCCUCCUGGCUACCAACAACGUGAUGAAGCUGAAGCAGAUCAUCCCGUUGCAGGGCAAGUUCCUCUCCGGGGGAAGCGGAGCUGGUGGCACGGCCACCGCCAGGUCCCCCCAGUCCCCCACGGGCAGCGAGAACAAACUCCCCGGCUUCCUCAGCUUCAAGUUCCUGAAAUCGCCCGAGACUAAGAGGGACACGGGGACCGAGAAGGUCCAGUCGCCCACCAAGCCGUUCAAUCCCGGCAAGCUCUUCAACUUUGGCAAGUCCGAAGGGGCCGGGGGCAACGGCGCUGCGGCCACCGCGUCCCCACAGCCCCGUCCGGGCCCCUCGGCGGACACGGGCGAGCGGCCGGUGCCCAGCAAGUCCCAUCUCAACGGGGUGCCCGAGGAGGGCAGCCGAGAGGAGCCGGAGAGCAGAGCCGAGGAGGAGAGCGGGGGCUAUAAACCCUAAGCAGACAUUUUGGGGCGGUGGGAGCGAUGCGGGGCUGCCCGCUCCCCUCUCCGGGCAGCCGCGGAUAUCGUCACCCUCUCGCCUCCCCUCGCCGUCGGCUGCAGGGAGGGCAGUGCUGACCCCUUGCCCUGCACCAUCCCCCUCUGCCGCGUCCCCUCAGCCCCUCCGCUGGACCCGCUGCCACCCCGGCCACAGCCCCGGCGAGGACCCGGCCGCGUCCUGCACCACGGACACCAGUCUUCAGAUGGAGCGUCCCGACAGCUUUCCCUCCCGCGCCUCCCCACGGAUCACGGGUGGGACAUGUCCUGGUCCGGCCGUGUGCCGCGAGCACAGGGUCUCGGCCGCCGGCGCUGUACUCACCUCCGCGAGGCGUCGGCCCUGGGAGAUGCCACGGUUCAGCCCGAGGAGACACAGGGGAGCUCGGCGCCGCCAGAUCCACCCGGACCGGCUCGCCAGGCCGAGCACCCAAAUCUCUGAUCGUGGAGACCACAGUGCUUGAAGGAGCGGCAGCGAGAGGAGCCCGAUUCACCCGUGCCUACAGCCGCUGCUGUACAGCCAUUGCCCGGGGUGCCGCGGCACCAGCCGUGCCCUGCUCCCUCCCGCUCCCGGCAGCCUCCGCGUGGAUCCCUUCCCAACACCAGGACAUUUUCCUGCCCAAAACCUGGAGAGCCGGGAGGGAAGGGGGUGAGCGGCCAGCGCCAGCCCCCUGGAUUCCCAUGCAUGGGCAGCAUCUCUUGCACUAAAACCAAACCAAAUCCCAACGCCAGUGACUCUUUCUCCCAUUCUUCACUCGAGGGCUCGAGGCAGCGGAGGUGAGAUCUGGCACCGGCGAUGGCAGAGCCCAGCCGGACGCAGGCAGCGGCCACAGUGACUGCAACGUGAGCCGGGACAGUCCUUUCCCCUCUCCGCUUUCUUAUUUCACGGAAUUAUUUUGCAAUAAGGCACGCCGGAGCACGGGAGAAGAACUGGGAAUGGGGAGGGAAACAGGAGCCUCUCUGUAAGGGCAGGGUGGGGGGUGGGAGCAGCUUCGCUUCUGCCACGGCGAAGGUUUUGCCAUGGCUGGGUUAGUCGUAGUGCUUUAACAGCCGCUCCCCUCGCUCCGGCUCCGCGGGGAGGGGGCUGCAACGCGGCUGCUCCUCGCUUGCCGGGGGCUCUGCUCGGUGCUGCUUCGCUUUAAGGGCCAGGGUGGGGUGGGGGCAACCCAAGGGUGACCUGGCUGGGGUUAUCCGACCCUGCCGGCUCCCUCCCGCCCCUUGGCACCAGCUCUGCUCUCCACCAACCAUUCCCAACGGAAGAAGGGGAGCCGAGGGGGGCCCGGGCAGCCGCCCCAUCACUGUGCCUGGUCCAGGCCCGGGCGCUUACGCGGGGUCUUUGCACCCCUCUCUCCCCAGGGCCUGGGCUGUAGAAAACGUCAGGUUGUGUUUUUCCCCCCCGUCUCUUUCCACAUAUCAUGUAAUUUGGUUUUUUUGGUCUUUGAAUCAAGCCAUUUUAUACAGCAAUAAGGGCAGGAGAGGGUGAAGGCUUCACCUGCUGCUCUGCUUACCCGCACAGGAGCCAAGGUGCUGCCAGUGGUCCGACACGGGCAGGGGGAUGCUCGCCAGGGCUGCUGCAGCAGGGGCAAGAAAACGGUUACUGAGGGUGGGGAGGCCCUGGCCCAGGGUUGCCCCAAGAAAUCAUGGCUGCCCCAGCCCUGGAGGUGUUGAAGGCCAAGUUGGAUGGGGCUUGGAGCAACCGGAUCCAGGGGAAGAGGGGUGGAACUGGAUGAACUUCAAGAUCCCUUCCAACCUAAACCAUUCUGUGAUCCCCGUGUCAGCUGGGGACA
Molecule: messenger RNA, 5605 nt
Organism: Cuculus canorus (common cuckoo)
Lineage: Eukaryota; Metazoa; Chordata; Aves; Cuculiformes; Cuculidae
Gene: ANO8
Product: anoctamin 8
Exons: 18
Coding region: 271-3783 (1170 amino acids)
Biological process (GO): chloride transmembrane transport
Cellular component (GO): plasma membrane
Molecular function (GO): chloride channel activity
Source: RefSeq, a predicted model, not a curated record